Messenger RNA from Lachancea meyersii CBS 8951, 597 nucleotides. The record is from the annotation of a GenBank genome assembly. NCBI's taxonomy places the organism in Eukaryota, Fungi, Ascomycota, Saccharomycetes, Saccharomycetales, Saccharomycetaceae.
AUGGCUACGAACAUUACAUGGCAUCCUAAUCUGACUUACACUGAGAGAUCAGAUCUGAGAAAACAAAGCGGCGCAACGAUUUGGUUGACUGGCCUCAGCGCGUCCGGAAAAAGUACAAUUGCUUGUGCUCUCGAGCAACUACUUCUCAAAGUAGGUGUUGCUGCCUACAGAUUGGACGGUGAUAACAUCAGAUUUGGCCUCAACAAGGAUCUGGGCUUCUCAGAAAAGGACAGAAAUGAAAACAUUCGCAGAAUCUCGGAAGUUUCCAAACUGUUCGCAGACUCGUGUACUAUCUCAAUAACAUCUUUCAUCUCUCCUUACCGCGUUGAUCGCGAUAAUGCAAGAGCCCUACACAGGGACGGUCACCUUAAAUUCAUCGAGGUCUUCGUUGAUGUGCCUUUAGAUGUCGCGGAGCAGAGAGAUCCAAAGGGUCUUUACAAAAAGGCCAGAGAAGGGGUAAUUAAGGAGUUCACAGGUAUUUCGGCGCCUUACGAAGCCCCAGAAAGUCCCGAGAUUCACUUGAACACAGACAAACAAUCUGUGGAGGAGUGUGCUCAGCAGAUUUUUAUUUACCUGAAAAAGGCAUCCAUAAUUUAA